Molecule: messenger RNA, 1254 nt
Organism: Phyllostomus discolor (pale spear-nosed bat)
Lineage: Eukaryota; Metazoa; Chordata; Mammalia; Chiroptera; Phyllostomidae
Gene: ARGFX
Product: arginine-fifty homeobox
Biological process (GO): regulation of transcription by RNA polymerase II
Cellular component (GO): nucleus
Molecular function (GO): DNA-binding transcription factor activity, RNA polymerase II-specific; RNA polymerase II cis-regulatory region sequence-specific DNA binding
Source: RefSeq, a predicted model, not a curated record
AUGAAAUCACAGGCGAGUGUAAAAAGUGAAAUAAAGAGGUGGUGGUAUCCAAAGGAUGAGGAGCAGCUUAAAGGGCUGGUCAAAGACCUACCAAUGCAGUUCUCUGGUGCCCUGAUGAACAGAAGAGCCCCUGGGACUCCCCAGACCUACUCUUAUUUCUACACGAGAGAUGACGGCACUGAAGAGAUACCACAAGACAGAGUGGAUCACAGCGUUUCACCCUACAUGUCAGUGUCUCUGAUGAACAGAAUGGCCCCAGAGAAUCUCCGGUCAGACCUUCGUAACCACAUAGAUGAUUCCAGAAUGAACGUGAUACCACAGAGUCCAGCUGGUCCCAUGCAGGGUAAACGGAAACUCGCGAGUGCCAAUUUCCAGAGCAAACAGACUGGGUACAGAGAGAACGAAGAGGUAGCAUUUCCCAGCAGAGGCAAACUAAAUCUCCAAAAACAGGACAGAGCACUGUUACUUAGGGCUCAGUCCCUCAGAGUCAAGCCCUGGGAUCUCCAUCUCUCGGAUUCCAAGCCUGCAACGCGGAAGAAGCACCAAAAACGCACCUUAUUUAUGCAUACGCAGCAAGAACAGUUGAAGGCUGUAUUUAGCUGCACCAUGUUUCCAGAUAAAAAUCUCCGGAAGGAACUCGCUUUGAAACUCAAGCUACCAGAGUCAACAAUAAAGACUUGGUUCAGGAACCACCGAGUCAAAGUGAGGAAGCAACAGCAAGAGCCGCAGCCGUCACCAAAGCAACUAAAUCAGAUUCUUCCAGCCAAGAUUGUGCCCACCUCAACCACAACAUCAACCAAUCCUUACUCCUCUUUUCCUGCAGUUUCAGAUUUCUGUAGCUCCCUUCCACCUCAGCCCGUGGGCCCUUCCAGUCUGGCACAGGAUUCUUUUAUCACUGGGAGUCCCACAAGUGAUGACCAAAUGCCAGAUCCUCAGUUGGAGGGGCUGGAGGCCUCAGUUCCUGCUUUGUACUCUGAUGCCUAUGACAUAGAGCAGAUCAUGGAACUGUACAGUUUUCCUGAUGAGGAUGAGACACCCAGCACUUCUUUCCACUGUCUGUAUCAGUAUCUCUCCCGCAGACUCCAGCUAGAAGAAAAGGGUUCUUCCCCUAGAUUCUUUGCUGAUGCAGCUUUAGACCUAUCGCUUCAGCAAACAUCAACCAGUAUGACAAGCUGAGUCCUUUUAGCCCACAGCCUAAGAGAUAGCCUACAAUUCCAGAAUCCCUUCAGUAUGGAGAACUUUGAAUUUCUCUGA